AUGUCGGAUGCGAACGCGGAAUCUCCGGACGGGAAGCGCCCGCUCACUAGCACGCCUUCAGCCUUUUCUGACCUUGCGCUCUCCUCGCACGACGUUCUCGCACACAGCGCCCGCGUCGCGUGUAAGGGCGGCUGCGGGAAGAAGCGCCGCUACUUUUGCAGCGAGUGCGUCAUCCCGCUGGUGGAGCCCCCCACUGCCUUCCCGGCUCUCCAGCUCCCCUUGUUCGUAGACAUCCUGCAGGCAGGGGGGGAGACGCCCCAGCGCAGCACGGCGCAGCACGUCCCCCUACUGGCGCCCGGCUACGCAAAGGUGUGGAGGCCGUUUCCUUCUUGCGCAGACGCGUUUCGGACCGAGGUUUUGGAGAAGAGCGCGGAUGGGAGCGUUGCUGUUUUAUUUCCCUCCGAUGACGCAUUGUCGCCGGAGGAGGCGCUAAGGUCGCUCCCCAACUUGAAGCGAAUCAUCGUGAUGGACUCAAGCUGGACAAAGUCAGUUUUGCUCAUGCGGGACCCUUGUCUCCGCGGACUCCCACACGUCAGUCUUCCCGCCGGGCGAGGCACCCGGUUCUGGCGCUACGCGCCGAAGCGGAGCGAGCAUUCCGAGUAUUUUAACCCCGACAAAGUUGGAUCACUGCUGUCUACUGUCGAGUCGGUGCAUCGUUUCUGCGACAGUUAUAACCAGGCCAAGGGAAUUGGGCCAGGGGCGUGUGAUGACCUACUGUGGCUGUUUGCCUUCUUGCAUGGCAGGGUGAGGGAGGUUUAUGAAAAUGCCCCAGGAAAGCGCCAGCGCAUUAUGCGCAAAUCAAAGGGGCUUUUGGAACAGUUCAUUCCACAGCUCUUUACGUGCCGCAGCGUUCAAAAAUCGCUAACACACCUAGCGUUCUCCAGCUUUGAACAAGCAAUGGCUUUUGUCCCUACCCCAUUUCUUCUCGGCAAAAGCAAGGGAGCUCCACCCCGAUGUGCGAACUUAACUCGCAUGUCAGCCGCUCCAGAUGGAGAAGUGCGCUUGAGUCGACGGGCAGUCGUUUCCGGGGCAACAGCAGCGGCUCUCUUGCAAAUGACACCAACAUUCCUCCCAAAACCUGCCGGCGCUACUGUCGACAUUGAUAUUGAAAGGUUUGGCGACAAGGGUAUGCUUCAAAUUGGUUUGCGCGCUUGA
Messenger RNA from Chondrus crispus (carragheen), 1155 nucleotides. RefSeq lists its product as hypothetical. Lineage: Eukaryota; Rhodophyta; Florideophyceae; Gigartinales; Gigartinaceae. Bases 1 to 1155 code for a protein of 384 amino acids. The record is from RefSeq and is a predicted model, not a curated record. The transcript has 3 exons.